AUGUCGCCCCCGGCCGCCGCCGCCUCGGCCGCCUCCCCGGGGCCCGCCGCCGGGGUCCUCGCAAAGAGUCCAACGCCCACCUGGACGGGAAGGCGGCGCCCGCCUGGCCUCAGAACCGCCCAGAGAGGAGCCGCCCUGGAUGGACAGAGGGACAGAGGGACGAGCCUCCAGCCGGUCGUGUCUGGCUACCCUCUGCAGUCUCCGACACCCGCUGCUGCCCGCCCGCUGUCCGCCUGCGUGGCAUCUCUCGAUCCCGGUGGGUCCCCGCUCAUCCUUCCACCCCUCGGUUCCUCCUCUCGAGGAGGUGUGGUGCCUGUGGCGUCUGUGACUCGGCCUGAGACCCCCUGGGGCAGGGAGGGGUGGCUGUGGAGGGUAGGAAGCCAGGUGUGGGGUCCCACAGCUCCCCUUUCGACUCUCCGCCUCCUCCCCUACCCUCCUUGGCCCAGCUGUGCCAGGAUGGGGGUGGGGGGGGCAGUGGGUGCUCUGGGUUUGCAGAAAAGCCACACUGGACAGAAGGGGCCUCUCUCUUCCCUUCCCUCUGUCUCUCUCUCCCUCUGUCCCUCUCUUCCUGUUUCCACAGUGCUAUGUGGGCUCUCUGCUGAGAGGUGCUGGAUGAGGCAGGUGGGCCUGCAGGGGGAGGGGUACAGUGCCGUGAGAUGCCCAAGGCUGUGCGUGGGUGGUGAACCCCGUGCUGUGAACACGCUGCCCACCAUGCGGGCAACUCUGAUCCCCUCCAUGUUGCAGGCCCCUGGGGCCCAGCUUUCUCCAGCAGGGGAGGGUGAAGGGUCCAUGUGCAUCCCUGGAGAGCAGGGAGUUUGGAGAGGGGAGGGCUGCUGGAUGAGGACACCGGCGCCUCUGCCUUACCAGAGCAACCUUCUGGUCAGCGCCUGCUUCUGCUCCCUUCCCUGCUCGGGGUGGGAGGUCCUUUUCCCCCUCAUUCCUGACCCUUCCCCAAGGAUGCUGGUGACCCCCUUGCCACACCCCUAAUCCCACCUGCCCAUUCCGGGUGAGGUGAUGCCUGGUGCACUCUCUGGCCUGUUCUCUCUCCCCAGCAGGGAGGGCCCAACGUGAGAGUAUAAUGGUGAGGUUCAGGCUUCCUUCCCUGGGCAGAGGCCUUUCAGGAGUAUCAGGGUUUUUCUGCGAUCCAACCUGGGCUCUGUGAAGCUGGUCCCAGAUUUACUCCUCAGAUGGGCCCCUGGAGGAGGAGAGCUAAUGAAAUUCUGUCAGUCAAACGUAAAGCCCAAAGCCCGCUGAUGCCCCUGCCUGGCGGAGCUGCUUCGGUUCGCUGUGACCCUUAACCCCUUAGCUCCCCGAGUCCUCCUCUUGGGGCACUGGUCCUGCUUUGUGGAAGGCCCACCCUUGGCUCCCCGUCCUGGGUCCCAGUGGCUCAUCUGUCCCCUGGGGUGAUGACCAUCUUGCCUGGCCUGCCUCUCAGAACACCCCAAGGUGAGAUGGUGAAAUCUCCUGUUCAGCAGAGCCAGGGCCGAGCAGGGAAGGCACUUUCCCACCUCUAGGCACUGUGAGGGUGAGACCUGCGUGGGCCAGGCUGUCCUCACUCGUUCCUCAGGCCUGGGCCCAGCUCCCCGUUUCUGACCAGCUCCCAGCAAUCGCCUUGAGUACCGCUUCUAAGUCUCGCUCCACGUUAGGGUCACUGUGGAGUCUUAAAGAAACAUUGAAGCCUGGAUCCCCUGCAGCCUGGCUAAUUCUGAAUUUCUGGGCAUGGGGUCCAGACAUGUUUCCUUUUUGAAGCUCUCUGGGGGGCCUUGCUUUCCCUCACUGGGGUCUCUGGAACCCCGAGGUGGCGGUGACCCUCUGCAAGUCCCAAAAUCUCCAGGGAGAGGGGAGAGUGCUGGGCUCUGGACCCCAGAGCUGGAGACCAGAACUGCAGUGACCCUGGGGUGUGCAGGGAAUUGUGGGGUGUGGCAGGGGAGGGGCUGUGCAUUGGAAAGGGGGAGGGCUGAGGGGCACAGGUCAGGGUCAAGGGUACAAUACUGACUGAGACAAAAGCUUAGUCUGGGUGAGUGUACGGUGGGGGGGGGUGGGAGCUCCCCCACCUCUGGACAGGUGUGUUCUUCUGGGUUCGGGUGCGGUGGAAAGAGCAUUGGUCUUGGAGCCAGGAAAUCCUGCCCCUAGUGUCCUGCCUUGGGUGGCUUAUGCUGUUAGCCUCUCAGGACUUGCUUUUGCAUGUAUAAAGUGUUGAUGAUUUUAUACAUCACCGUAUCCCAAGUGGAUGGGAGGAUUAAAUAAGAAUACACAGGGAAUCCCCUGGUGGCCCAGUGGUUAGGACUCGGCCCUUUCACUGCUGGCGCCUGGCUUUGAUCCCUGUUUGGGGAACUAAGAUCCCACCCCAUUCAGGGAGGCGAAAUUAAAAAAAAAAAAGAAAAGAACACACACACAUACACAUCUGGUGUGGAGUAAGUGCUCCGCAGUUAGUUAGAAAAAGUAGUUUAGGGACUGAGAGGUGGGGAAGGCUCACUUCAGUUCAAGUGCACAGGUGUUCACCUCAGGAGUUUGUAAUCUGCCUGUUGAAUCCCAGCAUCAGACCAGGGCGGUGCGUGAUAACCUCCUCACGGGCAGGCCUCUCCUGCUGUGCCCCUCAACAGCGAAGGCCCGCACUUCCACAGCCGCCCUGUGGGCCGGCCCAGCUCCGGGCCCCUCUGUCCCUGGAGUCUCAACAACUCUCUCAGUAGGUGCUGUCAUUAUUCUCCUUCUAGGAAGGAAACUGAGGCACAGAGACGUUCAGUGAUGAGCCCGGGCUCACCCAGCUAAUGAUGGGAGGGUGCGGCCUGGUGCCCGCAGUUUCCCUCGUAGCCCAGCCUCUGAUCAUAUGCUGCUCUACUGCCUCUGGACCCCAGGCACAGCCCCCCACCGCCCCCCAGGCCUUUGCACUUGCUCUGCGUUUCCCCUCCCCGUCGUCACUGCUUGCAGCCCAGCUCAGAGGCCCUCUCUUCAGGGACGCACUCCAGGACACGCCCUGGUUGGAAUUCUUUUCCUGUAUUACUUUCCCGCGGAGGAGAGGAUGAUGGCUUCAUAGCUGCCUCACCUCCUCACUGCGCAGCCAGCCGGGCAUCCAGGCCCGUCUCCCCUUCUUCCUGGGAGCUCCCCGAGGGCAGGGCCACGCCUUCCUCUUGGUCUCGGCCUCUCGAGGCCCCAGCACAACCUCAGGGAGUCUUCCCUGAGUGGAGUUGCCAUCAGAGUUCCAAGGGGAGAAAGAUCAGGAAGGUUGGGGUGGGCAGGAGUGGCUUCCUGGAGGUGGAGGGCCUGAGUGCUGG
This is a messenger RNA of Orcinus orca (killer whale), 3272 nucleotides long. RefSeq lists its product as uncharacterized. The record is from RefSeq and is a predicted model, not a curated record. Lineage: Eukaryota; Metazoa; Chordata; Mammalia; Artiodactyla; Delphinidae.